Molecule: messenger RNA, 1146 nt
Organism: Fomitopsis serialis
Lineage: Eukaryota; Fungi; Basidiomycota; Agaricomycetes; Polyporales; Fomitopsidaceae
Exons: 10
Coding region: 1-1146 (381 amino acids)
Cellular component (GO): mitochondrion
Molecular function (GO): manganese ion binding; metalloaminopeptidase activity
Source: RefSeq, a predicted model, not a curated record
AUGAAGCAGAGGCCGACCGGUACAGCGGGCGAAUCACCUGAAAACAAGGGCCCGACGCCCUCCGCCUGUGCACACGUUUUCGGGAGUUACAAGUUCCGGCAGGACUCCGACUUCUGGUACCUCACAGGCUUCGAAGAGCCAGGCGCUGCACUCAUCAUGGAGAAGGACAGCUCCGCGGGGAUACCGCAUGACACUGUUCCACUCGCCGUCUACACCAUCAAUGCACAGUGGGACGGCGCGCGCACGAGUGCACAGGACGUCGUGCGGUGUUUCGUCAUGGCCGAGACGGACACGUAUAUGUGGACUUCCUCCAGUGGCGGCCCAAACGUUCGCGGUCUGCCUCGGCAAGUCGUUGCUCAAGGUCUGUUGGCGUACCAGAAGGUCGAGUUUUCUGCUCAAGUAGCCCUGCAGUAUCUGUCGAGAUCGUCACAGGAGCAUGAUACCUGUCGAUCGCUCGGCGGACAGAGCGUCGUCACUCGACCGGAGGUCGACGGUGCGCGCGAUCAAGAGCGAGGCAGAGAGCCCGAACGCGCUGACAUACACUACACGUCAACACAGCUCAUCCGCGAGAACGAGCUUGUCUCGUCGAUGCGGGCUGUGAUACAAGUACGCCACUUGCAAAUGUCCAUCUCCCCGACUGACAUCUCCUACAAGCGGGUACGCCUCAGACAUCACGCGCACUUCCCCGCCUCAGGCGCGUUCACCUCCGCGCAAGCCGACCUCUACAACGCGCUCCUCUCCGCACAAAAGCAGCUCGUCGCUCUGCACCGCGCGCGCGGGGCUGUCGCUCACAGCUCACCACAAGUCCGUCGAGUUCCUGCGUGCAGAGCUCACGCAGAUCGGGUUCGACUCGGCUUCACGGGCGGGCGGUUGAAUGAACUGUACCCGCAUUCGUGGGCCAUCCGUGGGGAUUGUCAAGCCAUUUUGACCGACAGGCGCCGAUGCAGCUGCAUGGUCAUCACGUGGAGCCGGAUUUACGUGCCGCCAUGCCACACUUCCAAAACAUUCCAUAACAUCGGCAUCCGAAUAGAGGACGAGGUGCUGGUCGGUGAGGAGCACCCAGUAGUCCUCAGCGCGAGUGCGCCCAAGGAGAUCGCCGACGUGGAGGGAGCGUGUCAAGGACUACUGGGACUCGAGCCGUUCUGA